Messenger RNA from Botrytis byssoidea, 441 nucleotides. RefSeq lists its product as uncharacterized. Bases 1 to 441 code for a protein of 146 amino acids. The transcript is spliced from 3 exons. Lineage: Eukaryota; Fungi; Ascomycota; Leotiomycetes; Helotiales; Sclerotiniaceae. The record is from RefSeq and is a predicted model, not a curated record.
AUGGCAGACAUUAUACCUCCCAUUUCAAGUCGCAUGAGCAACAUCAUUCAAGCUCUUCUUCCCGCCGCCACAGCUGCUGCUGCUGAUCAUGCCGAGCCAAAUCCUGACUUCAUAAAUUUUUCCGUAUCAAACAACAAUCUUCUGCGACCCGAUUUGAUUGAGAUUUGCAAAGAUGCCAUCGCACACGAUCUAAUUGCGGAGACAUUGAAUUGUCCAGUGGGACUUGGAGGAGAUCCAUCACUCAUGAAAUCGAUUUCUAAAUUUUUGAACAAGUAUUUCAUACCAGCAAUUCCGAUCACCUCUGUUUAUCUUGUCACUGCUUGGGGAGCUGGUUUUUGUCUUGAUACUAUAGCAUCAUGCAUUUCGUGGGCGCUUAUCUGUACUGUCAUGCUGGUGUCACAAUGGUUCCAGCAUAUCCAAGCCUACUGUUUACAGCUUUGA